This is a messenger RNA of Penicillium antarcticum, 993 nucleotides long. RefSeq lists its product as uncharacterized. The record is from RefSeq and is a predicted model, not a curated record. The transcript has a single exon. Gene Ontology annotation, molecular function: acyltransferase activity, transferring groups other than amino-acyl groups. Gene Ontology annotation, biological process: biosynthetic process. Bases 1 to 993 code for a protein of 330 amino acids. Lineage: Eukaryota; Fungi; Ascomycota; Eurotiomycetes; Eurotiales; Aspergillaceae.
AUGUCUCUUUAUGACAAUACCGGGGUCCAGUACUUCGAGGCGAACAAUUUCACCUUUAUAGAUCAGACGACAAUCCCGAUUGUUCUAGCAUAUCGAGAAUUCAACCCAACGUGCAAGAAGACCGCGUUGAUUCCAACAUGUUUCCGUGGACGAAUCAAUAAUACCUGGAACUUUUCCAAUGGCGUUUUGAAAGACUAUCGGGUCAUUGUGGUCGCAUUGUUCGGUAAUGGCGAAUCCUCCAGCCCGUCGAACACGCCAGGCUUUCCCUCGUUGCUCGAGUAUGGAGACUGUGUUCAAGCCCAGCACAAACUACUCACCGAUCAUCUAAGAAUAUUCCAGUUGGAUGUUGUGGUUGGCUUUUCUAUGGGAGGCCAGUGUACCUAUCAUUGGACAGCCAUGUACCCGGAGAUGGUUCGCAACGCGGUCGUAAUCUGUUCAUCAGCAAAGACGAGCUUGCACAACUAUCAAUUCCUUGAAGGCCCCAAGGCUGCCUUGCUGAACUCCAUCGACUAUGCCGAUCAGUCUUUGCGUUCUAAGGGACAACCACCCAUCCGGGGUCUUCAUGCAUUCGGACGCGCAUACUCCGCAUGGCUGGCAAGCGCCGAAUGGUUUGAAGAGCGUCUUUUCGAAGUCCAAGGCUUUAAAACUCUUCAAGAAUGGGGAGAAGCCAUUGGUGGAAAGAAUUACGAGGAUUGGGACCCUGAUAAUCUCUUGGCCAUGCUCGGGAUGUGGCAACGGUCCGAUCUUGGCCUUGUUGGGGGUCAGCAGAUUCCGCUUGCACAAGCACUUGGCAACUUGAGACCGAGAGUGCUUGUGAUGCCAUGUCAGACAGACCAGUAUUUUAAGUGGGAGGCAAGCGAGAAGGAAGUCUUGUUUAUGGAGAACGCAGAAUUGGCUGUCAUUCCAUCAAUUUGGGGUCAUCUUGCAGGUAGUGGGUGCAAUCCAGUAGAUACUCAGUGGAUGGACGACAGGAUCGCAGGAUUUCUGAGCUAG